Trichoderma atroviride IMI 206040 is the source of this 1799-nucleotide messenger RNA. RefSeq lists its product as uncharacterized. The record is from RefSeq and is a predicted model, not a curated record. Gene Ontology annotation, cellular component: Rpd3L complex; Rpd3L-Expanded complex; nucleus. Lineage: Eukaryota; Fungi; Ascomycota; Sordariomycetes; Hypocreales; Hypocreaceae. Gene Ontology annotation, molecular function: nucleosome binding; histone binding. Gene Ontology annotation, biological process: regulation of DNA-templated transcription; chromatin remodeling.
GCUCCUUCUUAGCGAAUUACCACAUCUUCUUUUUGUUCUCCAAACGGAUAUUUUUCAACAGGCAUUCAUCGGGCUUCUUCGCCAAAGGAUCUUUGAUAUCUAACCAUGGCGCCUCAAGGCUCUGAGCUCGACCCUCCCGAUGUCGAUAUGGUUCAUGACGAGGAAGACGACCAAGAGGAACGUCUCAUCAAUGAGGAGUACAAAACAUGGAAGAAAAACAGUCCAUUCUUAUACGACAUGAUUCUUGGAACGGCCCUGACUUGGCCAACUCUAACAGUCCAAUGGUUUCCUGACGUCAAAGAGCCAGAGGGCAAAAACUAUCGCAUGCACCGUCUCUUGCUCGGAACCCACACCUCUGACGGCAGCGCCAACUUGCUCCAAAUCGCCGAUGUCCAGAUACCCAAAGCUGUAGUACCGAACCCUGACGACUAUGACGAGGAACGAGGCGAGAUUGGAGGCUACGGAAAGGCAGGCGAUGUUGCUGCCCUCAAGUGCGAUAUUGUACAAAGAAUUGAGCAUCCGGGAGAGGUCAACAAGGCUCGCUAUCAGCCUCAAAACCCAGACAUCAUCGCCACUCUUGGUGUUGAUGGCAGAAUUCUCAUCUUUGAUCGGACAAAGCACCCCUUACAACCCGCAUCGCUAGGCAAAGUGAACGCACAGAUUGAAUUAAUCGGCCAUAAGGAGGAAGGUUUUGGCCUCAAUUGGAAUCCCCAUGAGGAAGGAUGCCUCGCUUCAGGCAGUGAGGAUACGACCAUGUGUUUGUGGGAUUUGAAGCUUCUUGAAGCCGACUCAAGGAUAUUGCAACCUACUCGCAGAUAUACUCAUCACGCCCGAAUUGUCAACGACGUUCAAUACCACCCUAUUUCUAAGAACUUCAUCGGCUCCGUAUCGGACGACCAGACCCUGCAAAUCGUGGAUGUGCGACAGAGCGAGAUGCAUAAGGCUGCUGUUGUCGCAAAGCAAGGCCAUUUGGAUGCCAUCAAUGCGCUAGCAUUUAAUCCAAAGUCUGAAGUCCUUGUGGCCACAGCUUCCGCCGAUAAGACGAUCGGAAUCUGGGAUCUACGAAAUGUGAAGGAGAAGGUGCACACCCUCGAGGGCCAUAAUGACGCGGUAACAUCCCUCGCCUGGCAUCCCACCGAAGCCGGCAUCUUGGGAAGUGGCAGUUAUGACCGGAGAAUUAUCUUCUGGGACUUGUCUCGCGUCGGUGAGGAACAACUUCCCGAUGACCAGGACGACGGCCCUCCUGAGCUGCUAUUCAUGCAUGGCGGCCAUACAAACCACUUGGCCGACUUCAGCUGGAACCCCAAUGAGCCUUGGUUGGUUGCCAGUGCCGCCGAGGACAACCUGCUACAAAUUUGGAAAGUUGCGGAAUCUAUUGUUGGAAAAGAUGAUGGCGACUUGCCAGUUGAUGAGCUUGACCGAUAGAUGAGGUGGAAGUUCUGGGAGAAGAGUCGGUCUUCAUAGGAUGAAGGCGAAGAAGGGGGGAUGCGGGAGUUCAUGCAACUUCUCGAUUGGAGGGCUAGGUCUAAGACGGUCCAAUCUAAUAGAAUCGAUUACGAGUCUGAUGACGCCGAGGGCAAAGACUCGCAUUGGACAACUAGAUCAAAUGGUAACGCCUCCUCAAAGGUCAGCGAAGGCGAAAACGCGGGUGUCAGGUCGAAAUCUGCAAGUAUCAAGGCAGAGUCUGGCGAAGAAAUGGAAAGCAAAUUGCCCAUAAAGGACGAUUAAGAAUUACAAAUACUUAUCAAGAGCAAAAGCUAUCCAACCGUACUAGUUAAUAUAGUUUGUCGAAAUUCUUG